GCAGGGCAGCAGUAUAAAUAAUAGAAGUUUGAUGAUUUAUAUGCAGAACCAACAACUACACUUGUUUUCUAUAUAUUCUUGUGUGAUCAUGAAUUCCUCCAUUUAUAUUCUUGUCUUUGUCCAGCUUUGGUUGUUCAGCUUACCAUGCAGAGAGAGUGUGUGCAUCCCAAGUGAGCGUGAGACACUUUUGAAGUUUAAGAAUAAUCUCAAUGAUCCUUCAAAUAGGCUUUGGUCUUGGAAUCAUAAUCAUACCAACUGUUGCCACUGGUAUGGAGUCCUCUGCCACAACCUCACUUCCCAUCUUCUUCAGCUUCACCUCCACACUUCUGAUUAUGCAAAUUGGGAAGCUUAUCGGAGAUGGAGCUUUGGUGGAGAGAUAAGUCCUUGUUUGGCUGAUUUAAAGCAUUUGAAUUACUUGGACUUGAGCGGCAAUCUUUUCCUUGGAGAAGGUAUGUCAAUUCCUUCUUUCCUUGGGACAAUGACUUCCUUGACUCACCUCGACCUCUCUGAUACUGGAUUCCGUGGGAAGAUUCCAUCUCAGAUUGGGAAUCUCUCCAAUUUGGUCUAUCUUGACCUGGCGUAUGCCGCCAAUGAAACAAUUCCAUCUCAGAUUGGGAAUCUCUCCAAUUUGGUGUAUCUUGUCCUUGGAGGUCAUUCUGUUGUCGAACCUCUGUUUGCUGAAAAUGUAGAAUGGGUAUCAAGUAUGUGGAAGCUUGAAUAUCUUGAUUUGAGUUAUGCAAACCUAUCCAAAGCAUUUCAUUGGCUACACACUCUCCAAUCUCUUCCUUCUUUGACCCUCCUAUGUUUGUCAGACUGCACACUCCCUCACUAUAAUGAACCAUCCUUGCUCAACUUCUCAUCUCUGCAAACUCUCAUUCUUUACAAUACUAGUUAUUCCCCUGCCAUUUCUUUUGUCCCCAAGUGGAUAUUCAAAUUGAAGAAACUUGUUUCUCUUCAAUUACAUGGUAAUGAAAUCCAAGGUCCGAUUCCUUGUGGUAUUCGAAACCUCACACUUAUUCAAAAUCUUGACUUGUCUGGAAAUUCAUUCUCAUCUUCUAUACCUGAUUGCUUAUACGGUCUUCAUCGUCUCAAGUCUUUGGAAAUUCAUUCCAGCAACUUGCAUGGGACUAUUUCUGAUGCCCUGGGAAAUUUGACUUCUCUUGUUGAACUUCAUUUGUCAAACAAUCAACUUGAAGGAACCAUUCCAACUUCUUUGGGAAAUUUGACUUCUCUUUUUGCACUUUAUUUGUCAUAUAAUCAACUUGAAGGAACAAUUCCGACUUUUUUGGGAAAUCUCCGCAACUCAAGGGAGAUAGAUUUAACAAUUCUCGAUCUCUCUAUUAAUAAAUUCAGUGGAAAUCCAUUUGAAAGUCUUGGAUCACUCUCUAAAUUGUCAUCUCUUUGGAUUGAUGGCAAUAAUUUUCAAGGAGUUGUCAAGGAAGAUGAUCUUGCAAAUCUUACAAGCUUGACGGAUUUUGGUGCAUCGGGAAACAAUUUCACUUUAAAAGUGGGUCCCAAUUGGAUUCCUAAUUUUCAACUUACCUAUUUGGAAGUGACAUCAUGGCAGUUAGGUCCCAGCUUUCCAUUGUGGAUUCAGUCACAAAACCAACUUCAAUAUGUUGGACUAUCUAACACGGGGAUUUUAGAUUCUAUUCCCACUUGGUUCUGGGAAGCACAUUCUCAGGUUUUGUAUUUAAACCUCUCUCAUAAUCAUAUCCAUGGUGAGCUUGUGACUACAAUAAAAAAUCCAAUAUCUAUCCAAACUGUUGAUCUAUGCACAAAUCACUUAUGUGGUAAAUUACCCUAUCUUUCAAAUGAUGUGUAUGACUUAGACCUUUCAACCAAUUCAUUCUCUGAAUCCAUGCAAGAUUUUUUAUGUAACAAUCAGGACAAGCCAAUGCAAUUAGAAUUUCUCAAUCUUGCAUCAAAUAAUCUGUCAGGAGAAAUACCUGAUUGUUGGAUUAAUUGGCCAUUUCUAGUGGAAGUGAAUUUACAAAGCAACCAUUUUGUUGGGAACUUCCCCCCAUCCAUGGGUUCCUUGGCUGAGCUGCAGUCAUUAGAAAUUCGUAACAACUUGCUCUCGGGAAUAUUUCCUACCAGUUUGAAGAAGACUAGCCAAUUGAUAUCCUUGGAUCUAGGAGAAAAUAAUCUUUCAGGAUGUAUUCCAACAUGGGUUGGAGAAAAGCUCUCAAAUAUGAAAAUCCUCCGCCUUCGAUCAAACAGUUUUUCCGGUCACAUUCCAAAUGAAAUAUGUCAGAUGAGUCUUCUUCAGGUUUUAGACCUUGCAAAAAAUAGUUUGUCUGGCAAUAUACCCAGCUGUUUCCGUAACUUGAGUGCCAUGACACUAGUGAACCGGAGUACAUAUCCCCUUAUCUAUUCUCAAGCACCAAAUGAUACACAAUACUUUUCGGUAUCAGGUAUAGUUAGUGUGCUACUAUGGCUAAAAGGAAGAGGAGAUGAGUAUGGAAACAUUCUGGGUUUGGUAACAAGUAUUGAUCUGUCAAGUAACAAAUUAUUAGGAGAAAUUCCUAGAGAAAUCACAGAUCUAAAUGGAUUGAACUUUUUGAACUUGUCCCACAACCAAUUGAUUGGUCCUAUUCCAGAAGGUAUUGGUAAUAUGGGAUCGUUACAAACCAUUGAUUUUUCGAGGAAUCAAAUUUCUGGUGAAAUUCCUCCAACCAUUUCUAAUUUGAGCUUUCUGAGCAUGCUAGACGUGUCUUAUAAUCAUUUGAAGGGAAAAAUUCCAACAGGAACACAAUUGCAAACCUUUGAUGCCUCCAGCUUUAUUGGCAACAAUCUAUGUGGUCCACCACUGCCCAUAAACUGCAGCUCCAAUGGGAAAACUCAUAGUUAUGAAGGAAGUCAUGGGCAUGGAGUGAAUUGGUUUUUUGUUAGUGCGACAAUUGGAUUUGUUGUGGGACUUUGGAUAGUGAUUGCUCCUUUGCUGAUUUGUAGAUCAUGGCGGCAUGCCUAUUUUCAUUUCCUUGAUCAUGUGUGGUUCAAACUUCAAUCAUUUUCCUCGUAUAGUAUCACUGUUUAGUGUUGCUUACAACCGAUGUUGUAUCAUUGUAUUGCCAGGUUGUUCAAUUUGCAUUGUAGUUAUUGCUAUCUUUUUUUUUUUUUUCAAAUUUGAGAGUCUUAUUUAAAUUCUGUUUUGGGAUGUACAUAUUUGCAUAUUGAGCAUAUUUGUAGUUAAGAUCAACUAGUUGUUCAAUUCUGUGUA
Molecule: messenger RNA, 3223 nt
Organism: Glycine soja
Lineage: Eukaryota; Viridiplantae; Streptophyta; Magnoliopsida; Fabales; Fabaceae
Product: receptor-like protein EIX2
Exons: 1
Coding region: 32-3040 (1002 amino acids)
Molecular function (GO): protein binding
Source: RefSeq, a predicted model, not a curated record